CGGGCGUCUGGAUUCCGCGGCCCCGGGCGGCUCCAGAGACUCAGGCAGGGUCCCGAGCCCGGCUUCUCUCAGGUUUGGAGUAAAGGUUGCAGACAACUGCGAAUGAGCUGAACACAAGAGUGGUAACAGAUUUCUUGUUGACUUUGUGAAUACUGAGUGGGAGGCACAGGGAUGGAGUCUGGCAUGGAGGAGAUCCCAGUUAAAGUUGCAGUUCGAGUCAGACCUCUCCUGUACAAAGAAGUACUUCAUAACCACCAAAUGUGUGUGAGAAUAGUCCCAGAUACACAACAAAUUAUCAUUGGGAAGGACCGUGUCUUCACAUUUGAUUUUGUAUUUGGCAAAAACUCAACCCAAGAAGAAAUUUACACUGUUUGCAUUAAGCCUCUUCUAGUGUCUUUGACUGAGGGAUACAAUGCUACAGUGUUUGCAUAUGGACAGACUGGUUCUGGGAAGACAUACACCAUCGGAGGUGGCCACAUAGCAGCAGUUGCAGAUCAUGAAAAGGGGAUAAUCCCACGGACUAUUCAAGAAUUAUUUCAGCUUAUUUCUGGAAACCAUAAUAUUGACUUCCACGUGAAAGUAUCUUAUAUAGAGGUUUACAAGGAAGAACUUCGAGAUUUAUUGGAGUUGGAAACCUCUGUGAGAGAGUUGCAUAUCCGAGAAGAUGAAAAAGGAAAUACAGUGAUUGUUGGUGCUAAAGAAUUCCAAGUAGAAAGCGCAGAUGAAGUGAUAAGCCUGUUGGAAAGUGGCAACGCAGCUCGUCACACAGGCACAACACAAAUGAAUGAGCGCUCUAGUCGAUCUCAUGCCAUUUUUACCAUCAAUAUUUGUCAGAAACAGUCUGCAGAGUCUCAGAAGAAUACUGAUGCUGCACAGGAUUCAUCUUGGAAAUCGGUCCAGAUGAUUGCUUCAAAGUUUCAUUUUGUGGAUUUGGCAGGAUCAGAGAGGGUUACAAAGACUGGAAAUACUGGUGAACGCUUGAAAGAAUCGAUUCAGAUCAAUAGUGGUUUGUUGGCCUUGGGAAAUGUCAUUAGUGCCCUUGGAGACCCAAAAAGAAAAAGUAUACAUAUUCCAUACCGGGAUGCUAAAAUCACUCGAAUUCUGAAAGACUCUCUUGGAGGAAAUGCCAAGACUGUCAUGAUAACAUGUAUAAGUCCGUCCUUGUCAGACUUUGAUGAAUCUUUAAAUUCUCUCAAAUAUGCCAACAGAGCCAAAAACAUUAGAAAUAAACCAGUUGUAAAUUAUAACCCCAAUCAAGACCGGAUUGACGAAAUGGAACUUGAAAUCAAACUGCUUCGAGAGGCUUUGCAGAACCAGCAAGGCAAUAAUCAGUGUUCACAUGACUUAAGUCAAGAGAGAACGCGUAUCAGUUCACUUGAGGAGCAGCUCACCUGGUUUCAGGUUCAAUGUUUCAGUUACAGAAAUUGUGUAGAUGAAGCCUUCUCCUUUCUGGUUGAUUUGAAUGGUGAUGUUAGCUUAAAAGGAAGUCAUCAGGACAGGUUGCAGAGCUGGAUCACUAUGGUACAGGAAGUCAGGAAGGAAGCUCUCUCCAUGCAGGAGACUGAUAUAGGGACUGGGACCAGCCAAGAGCCACAUCACAUCACAAUUCUUCAGCUAAAGCGGGAACUAAAGAAAUGCCAGCAAGCUCUAGUUAUGGACGAAGAAGUAUUUAGCCAGAAGGAUCACGAACUGCAGAUACUGCAGAAUCAGAUAAAGACACUACUACAGGAAAAUGCACAACAGCUGGAAUCUUUAAAGGAGGCUCAAGAAACACAUAGAUUACAGAACGAGAAAAUGGUGGAACAGCAAAUGCAUAUUGAUCAGCUAAAAUUGAAACUAGAGAAGUUUAAAGAUGGGAAAACUUUGGACUUCUCAACUGCUUGUAGAGAUGGGCCAGCAGUUACAACACCUGCAAGGAGGCCGUACAGUGCCCCACUCACAAAGAGUUGGCUACACUCCUUUCACCAUCCUUCAGGGACAGAGACCCGAAAGGUAUAUACCAGCCCCCCUACCUUCUCCCUGGACCGGGUAAUGGCAGAAUUCCGUGCUCGCAGCCACAUGAUACUAAGCAAUAUAGAAGAUCAGGAUAAAGUCCUUCACUGCCACCUCUCUGAUCAGAGUGAUGAAGAAGAAGAAAAUACAAACUGCAAAAGGAAUACCUCGUUUAAGCAUUCUAUAAACCAAACAUGGACACAAAAACAGGUUUCUCUGUGCUUUCUUCGUGAUCUAAGUGACAUGAAGUGUCAAAAGGAGAAGUCUGGUUUAACCAACAAGUCUGUGCUACAGAUGGACACAACUGCAGGUGAAGAGAUUGACAGACUCCAGAAAAGUCAUGUGUUUAACAUGCAGAAGUUAAAAAAUUCAGAGCUGAGACUCACUGAGGCUAAGCAAAAAAUGAGAGAUCUUGCACUUAAUAUCAAAAUGAAAGAGGAACUUAUUAAGGCAUUAAUCAGAACAGGUAAGGAGGCUCAGCCUAUAAGCAGGCAAUAUUCUUUGAAGAUAACUAAACUGGAACAAGAAUCUGAGCAGGCCAGAAUGGAACUGGCUGAAACACAAAAGCAACUUCAGGAGCUGGAAAGUAAGGAGAUGAAGAACAUUCUUGAGAAAGCCAAGUUACAAAAAGAGUUUCAGAAGAAGAUGGAUGCAGCGAAGUUGAAAGUGCAGGCCUUACAGAAGCAGCAGCAAGACACAAAGAACCUGGCUUCAUUAUCUAACCAAAGUGAGAGACAAGCAACAGAACUUGAGCAGAACGUGGCUCAGAUGAAGCAUCAGCAGACCCAGCUACAGAAGCAACUGUUUGAGGAGAGUGAAAAAAAGAAGCAACUAGAAGCAGAGAUUCAGCAGGACCAGCAGAAAUUUAAUGAGCUUCAAUUAAAGAUGGAGCAAAAACCGAAGAGCCUGAAAUUUAAGGAUAAAGAGAUUCCUGCAUUUAAAAAGAAGAAAAAAAACUCAGUGGGAACUUCACAGAAGCUACAGAAAUUAGAAGAGAAAAAGAGAUGGUUGGAUGAAGAAAUGGAAAGAAUUCUCCAACAGCACCAGCAGUUAGCAGAACUAGAAGAAGAUUUAAAGAAAAGAGAAGUCAUUAUAGCGAAAAAAGAAGCAUUAUUGCAAGAGAAAAGCCAAUUGGAAAUCAAGAAACUGAGAUCUAGCCAGGCUCUAAACAAAGAUAGUAUGGAACUAUCUACUCGCUUAUGUGUGCUGGAUGGGGAACUGUGUGAUAAACGUAUGCAACUUCAAAGCAGCACCACUGAAGAUAAGACAGACAUUCUGGAAAAAAUUCAGGUUCUCCAGACAGAAAGGGAUCAGCUGCUCAGAAGAAGAAACAGCAUGGAUGAGAAAUUGAAAGAUGGCAAAGUGUUGGCAACGGAAGAAGAACAUAUCCUUUUCCAGCUAGAAGAAGCAAUUGAAGCCCUGGAGGCUGCUAUUGAUUACAAGAAUGAAAGUAUUCAAAAUUGCCAGCACUUGCUUAGGUCAUCUUCUCAGAUUCUUUCACAGAGUGAGAACAAUGUAGUAGGAAAACUCGUUUCCCUGUCUACAGCUGAGCUCAGAGCUAUCCUCUUCAAAUAUUUCAACAAGAUUGUUGGCCUACGUGAGUCUGAACGAAAGUUAAAACUGCAGAUUAAAGAACAGGAAAUGAAGGCCACAGACCAGGAAAACAACAUACGUGAAUUAGAAUCUGCACUUGAACACAUCAAGUUGCAGUGUGACAGGCAGAUGACCCUACAACAGAAAGAACAUGAGAAAAAACUACAGCUAAUGCUGCAUCAUUUCCAAGAACAAGAAAGUGAAGGUAUUACAGAAACCUUGAAAGCAUAUGAAGGUAAAAUCCAACAACUGGAAAAAGACUUAUUUUUCUACAAGAAAACCAGCAGGGAGCUGAAGAGGAAACUGAAGGGCCUCUUUGGAGAGUCAGCCCAUCAAUUACUGGCAUCCACUAAAUAUAACAGUGCUGGAGAUAAGGCAUCCAGUCAAGAUGAAGCAGAAGUUGCUUCUGAAGAAAUCAAGUCAACACUCAACCCUGAAACCAAUAGUCAAACAGGGAAAAGAAAAGAAAUGGAUAGAACAAGUAUUUUAAGAGCACAGCAGAAUUCAUACCAGCUUGGAGAAGACAUUUCAGAAUUUGGAUGCAACAAAGAAUGUUCAUCAAGCACUAAUGAUGAUAAAACAGGAACAGAUGAUGCUCAGCCUUCAAAAUCUUAUCCUCAACUACCUUCGGUCAUCCAGAGAAGAGAAUCCGGAAUACAGUUUCAAGGAGUAACUCCAGUAAAAAUGUCUCGCAGAGAGCUACGCCAUAUUCCUCCAUCUGAAUUAUCUUGGAGACGCUCAAGCCUUGGAGUUGGCAUUGGUUUUACUGCUCUAGAUUCCUUAGAUAUGGACAAGAAAUCUACUGUCUCUAAGACAUAGUUACUUUUCGUUGCAUUUUUAAUCACUGUUGCUACUGAAGCAACUGUAUUACAUUUCAUCGACUUGUUACAUGUCAACCACAGAGAAAUGAGUAAUUGUUCUUUAGUCCUUAAGGCUCAAGCUGUUAGGUGUCAUGCUGUCAAAGUUUCAGUGAAUCUCAGAUGGAUUUUAAUUAACACGGUAUGUAAGAACUUUCCCUUCAAGGCCUUUUAGCAUUGAAGAAAUUAUUUAUAUUGGUUUCAGUUUUUUGCAGUGACUUCAAAAAACAUGUUGUUCAAAACUUGCAGUGAGAAGUACACUGCACUUGUUUAACUUAAGUUUCCUAAAACAAUACUGUACUUCACUUCAGAAACAAUAGCACGCUAUUUAUUUGGAUAUAUACCUAGAAAGCUGAGUUGCCCGGCUGUCACCUAGCAUUGAUACUGACUGGCUCUUGUGUGCUUUUUAUCUAGAAACAUUUUGCAUGAGCCAUGUUUGAGACAAAAAACAGUGCUCAAACCUAAAUUUGUUCCUGAAAAGGCACACAAAAGUACUUGUUUUGCUUUUUUCUUCUUUACAGCAUAUUUGUGUAAUUAAGAUAACUUCUUAUUUCACUUUCUGCUUUUGUUUACUGGGGAUCUAAAGAGCUGCACUUGGCAACUCAAAGUAUACUAUUUAUUUCUGUACUACUAAAAUGGGAAAAAAACUCCAACAAAACAGAGGACCAAAUAAAUUCAGCAUCCUCUAGGUAAACCAGUUGGGCCAGUGUAGUAUUUUCUUUGUACUAACUUUGACAGACAAAUUAGUCUUCUGGAUUCCAUGUCUGCUUCAGAGCAAGGACUACACACACCCUUUGGUUUACUGCUAUUUUAUUGUCGGUGAUGCAUUCAGGACUAAAAGCAAGUCUCUUUUGGGAGACGACACUGGUCAUUGAGCAGCACACAGUGGCUGCACAAACUUGGGGACAGAGCCCAGAAUGCCUACAAUUUAAAUGAGAUUAACACUCUCCUACAUAACAAGGGGCACUGCUGAAAAUCAAGUUAGUUUUAUUUUAGUGAUGGACUUCACUACUGAUGUUUGAAAAUGUUGUUUUAGAGUAGUGGAUGUACGUAGGAACUUGUGCUUUCUGCUGUUGUCUAGGCAAGGUCUCAUGCACAGCAUGUGUGGCUGUAGGUACAAGGAACGGCAUUUUUCCACGCUGUGAGCGCAGUUCAAACCUGACCACGUUAUGAAGAUGUUAAGAGAGCACAACAAGUGGACCUGUUGUCUUGGGGCACAUUUUUAAAAUUUUCUGAGCAGACUGCAAAGUAUUUCCUUCUAAUGAGACAGACAAACCACUUGUCAAAUGAUUACAUCUUUUGCAGUUAUACGUAAUUAUUAUUUUUCAGAUGAAUUGUGUGAUAAGGA
This is a messenger RNA of Colius striatus (speckled mousebird), 5790 nucleotides long. RefSeq names its product kinesin family member 27 (gene KIF27). The transcript is spliced from 18 exons. Gene Ontology annotation, molecular function: ATP binding; microtubule binding; microtubule motor activity. Lineage: Eukaryota; Metazoa; Chordata; Aves; Coliiformes; Coliidae. The coding region runs from base 172 to 4404 and encodes 1410 amino acids. Gene Ontology annotation, biological process: mitotic spindle organization; microtubule-based movement. The record is from RefSeq and is a predicted model, not a curated record.